Messenger RNA from Engraulis encrasicolus (European anchovy), 2038 nucleotides. RefSeq names its product neuropeptides B/W receptor 2b (gene npbwr2b). The coding region runs from base 190 to 1197 and encodes 335 amino acids. NCBI's taxonomy places the organism in Eukaryota, Metazoa, Chordata, Actinopteri, Clupeiformes, Engraulidae. Gene Ontology annotation, cellular component: plasma membrane; neuron projection. The record is from RefSeq and is a predicted model, not a curated record. Gene Ontology annotation, molecular function: neuropeptide binding; neuropeptide receptor activity. Gene Ontology annotation, biological process: neuropeptide signaling pathway. The transcript is spliced from 2 exons.
GUCGCGCGCGUCUCAGCGACAGCUGAAGGACUACAUUGGAAAGAGGUAGCCUGCUCGAAUGACGAACUCGGUGACUGUGAAGGAAAUCAUUAUGAUUGCGCUGGACCUACAUGAAUCCCAGAGAGGCACAUCUCUGUCAAUAUGCCUUUUUCAGUAGAUUAAACGCGCACUUCUAGAUAUUGUUCAGAAAUGGAAAACGUUACGCACAAUCAACCCAACACUCACCAACAAUGCAACGACAGCGUGGACACGUAUCCCUCCAAUUCUACGAGCAGAAGCGAAUGCCGUCCACCUGAAGAGUUCCCAGUUCAAGUUGAUUUCUAUGUGGUUCUGCCCAUAGUUUACUCAGUCAUUUGCGCCGUGGGACUGACUGGGAACACGGCCGUUAUUUAUGUCAUCCUUAGGGCACCCAAAAUGAAAACAGUCACCAAUAUGUUCAUCUUGAACCUGGCCAUUGCAGAUGAGCUGUUCACGCUGGUGCUGCCACUCAACAUAGCAGACCAUCUAUUGAACUGUUGGCCCUUUGGCGAGUUGCUCUGCAAGAUUAUAGUGAGCAUUGACCACUACAACAUAUUUUCCAGCAUCUAUUUUCUGACCGUCAUGAGUGUCGACCGUUACCUAGUGGUCCACUGCACCGUCAAGUCCAAACGCAUGCCAUACCGCACGUACCGAGCAGCCAAAAUUGUCAGCCUCUGUGUGUGGAUCUUGGUGAUAGUCAUAGUCAUGCCGUACACCGUGUUUGCAGGAGUCUAUGAAAAUCCGUACGCAUUCAGCAGGAAAAGCUGCCUGUUGCUUUUCCCCAGUCCGGAACACUUGUGGAACAAAGCAAGUCGGAUAUACACUCUCAUCCUGGGCUUUGCCAUUCCUGUGUCCACCAUCUGCAUUUUGUAUACAAUGAUGCUCUAUAGACUCCGGAACAUGCGUCUGAACAACAAUGCUAAAGCCUUGGACAAGGCGAAGAAGAAAGUGACUGUCAUGGUGUUUAUCGUGGUGGCAGUUUGCUUAUUCUGCUGGACACCUUUCCACCUGAGCACCAUAGUUGCCCUGACGACUGACCUGCCUACCACCCCCCUCUUGAUUGGAAUGUCCUACUUUAUGGUCUGCCUGAGUUACGCCAACUCCUGUCUGAAUCCAUUUCUGUACGCGUUCCUGGAUGACAGUUUCAGAAAAGCGUUUAGGAAAAUGGUUGAAUGUUAGCCAGGUCGAAAAUGAAUGUAGAACCACUUUUCUGAAAGGCAGUGAAUGGACAUGCAGAGAGUAAAUUCCAAGCUGUAAAAUAGUAAAAUACUGUACUGCAUUUAAUUUGCUCUGUAUCAAACGAGAAUGCAAUUCAUACAUGCGUCUUUUCAGAGCCACAUGAGCGCUCCUAUUUCAUUCAUAGUGUGAGCAUUUGUCGCCCGCUUGCGGUGAAAAUAGCAAAUGAACUUCAGCAGCCUCUCAGUGUGGAUCCGAUGAGGGCAAUGGGACCCCAACAGCAUAAUCAACACUUAAAAAUGAUAUUCAAGGCAUGGCUUUGUCAUAGUAUAGGCUAUACGCUGACUUAAAUACUUAUAUGUACAGGCUGUAUAUGCUAUUUUACAUUUUACGCAGUUUGUGACUUUCUGGAUUUAAUAACAACAGGAGGACAUUAUUUAGCUAAAUGCAUAAUCACAUUGUGAGAAAGGGAGCUUUAUAUGAUUCAAGUUCAGCUUGUCUUAAAAGUCUGUUUUGAACUAGGCCUACUUGACGUAGGAAUAUAGGUUACACACAGUGCUGGAGGAGAACCCGGUUUGCACCUGUGGUCACACAAGCCCUUGUCAUGCUUUUCAUUGUGGCAAAAAAUAAAUGGCUGGAAUCAUUCACUUGGAUGAUUUGCUAUAUUUGUAUUCUAUCUAUUUGUCUUGCCAAACAUGUGACUCAAACAGAUUGUUAAUUCAAACAGAUAAAAAAAAGAUAUAGGCCACUGGUACCAAAUGGGAUGAUAAUAAUGUUAUCAAAUGGGAUGACAUGAUUUUGCUGAAUUUUGUUUGUUUUUGCUCUAUCUCUGCUUAAAAAUAAA